AUUUCAUGAUGAGUUCAAAAAGAGGUGCUUUAUUUUGACCUAAAUACCCUCUUUGUCUCCGCAAGCCUGCCAGUUUUCCCCUCUCAAGCCUCGCAACGCCCUCUUCUGCCCCUGUAAUUCUCCCCUCUCCCCAUCCCUACCCUUCCCUCUUUCCGAUUUUCCAUAUUACCCGCCAAACUCCCUCAUCCCUUCUCUCUCUCUCACCCUUUUCAAAUUCUCGUUACCUCCUUCAAUCUUCACUCCACUCUUGCUGUCCCCCUCUUCUCUCCGAUCAAACCCUAGUUCUUGGCUCACUUCCCAAACCCUCUUCUUCCCACUUCGAUCUGUGCUGUGCAUCUCCAUCUUCCGCCUCUGCAACCUUUUUGUCAGGCGCCCAUCUGGGUUUUGUCUCAAGUUUGGAUUUUCCGGCUGCAUUGGUUCGCAUUAUUUUGGAAUUAGGGUUUUGUGUUCGAUUUUCUGGGCUCGGCGACUUGCGUUGGAGGUUUAGCUCAAGACUGUAAGGAUCAAUGUUUCUGUGGAAAAUUUGGAGAGAUUUUGGUUAUUCUGUGGGCGGGGUGGCGCCAAUUCCCUAGGGGAAGAAGUAAUGAGACUGGUUAAAAAGAGGAUAGCCAGUCUUGGAUCUCUUUGUUACCCUUAGAAAGGUGGUAUGUUGAAGUUUGAACUAUAAAUUUAUCAUUUUUCGGGGGCUGAGGAGUUGGAAGUGUCUCGUUGUUGGUCUCUAUGAUGGCUAACCAUGAUUUGAUACUUGGGCAAAAUCACAAUCUAGCGCUUGGGCAAAACCAGCAGUUGGUGCUGGGGCAUAACCAUAAUCUGGGUCUUGGUCAGAGCCACAACUUGGAUCUGGGACAGGCACAUGAACAUGAUUUAGGUUUGGGACAGACUCAUGACCAUGAGCUUGGUUUGGGACAUGCCCAUGACCAUGACAUGGGUUUAGGACAUGCUCAUGACCAUGAAGGGGCUGAUGGCCAUAAUUAUGAACAUAGGAAUGAUUUAGCCAUGGACCAGAAACCAGAACAUGAAGACCACGAGUUGACUCCUGCACAGAAUCAUGAAUUAGCUCUAGCAGAUAACAAUGAGUUGAGUGUUUCUGAAAACCAAGAUCUUGAUGAUAAUUUGGAGCUAGCUGUAGACCACAGCCAGGAAAUGGGGAUUGAACCUGCCUCAGAUCUGGAUGUUCAGCCUCAGUAUCUCAUCCCUCCUGUUCCAGUUCUCCAGGCAAGAGCCAUUAUUCCAGCUCCUAAUUAUGAGCUGCAUGUGGGGCAAGAAUUCCCAGAUGUCAAGAGCUGUCGGAGGGCAUUGAGGGACACAGCCAUUGCUCUUCACUUUGAAAUGCAGACCAUAAAAUCUGACAAGACUCGUUUCACUGCCAAAUGUGCAAGUGAAGGAUGCCCCUGGCGCAUACAUGCUGCAAAGCUUCCAGGUGUUCCGACUUUCACUAUCAGGACAAUCCACGAGUCCCAUACAUGUGGAGGAAUUGCUCAUCUUGGCCAUCAGCAAGCAUCGGUUCAGUGGGUUGCAACUAAUGUGGAGCAACGGCUUAGGGAAAAUCCAAACUACAAGCCAAAGGAGAUCUUGGAAGAAAUUCAUCGGGUUCAUGGUAUCACUUUGUCAUACAAGCAAGCAUGGCGGGGCAAGGAGCGGAUCAUGGCCGCUAUGCGUGGAUCCUUUGAAGAAGGUUAUCGAUUGCUUCCACAAUACUGCGAUCAAGUUAAAAGGACAAACCCAGGAAGCAUUGCAUCUGUUUAUGGCAAUCCAGUGGAUAACUGCUUUCAACGUCUCUUCAUUUCUUUUCAGGCAUCAAUAUAUGGUUUUCUGAAUGCUUGUCGUCCACUGCUUGGGCUUGAUAGGACAUUUUUGAAAAGCAAAUACCUUGGUACUUUGCUUUUGGCUACAGGUUUUGAUGGGGAUGGUGCCUUGUUUCCAUUGGCAUUUGGUGUUGUUGAUGAGGAAAAUGAUGAUAACUGGAUGUGGUUUUUAUCUGAACUUCAUAAUCUGCUUGAGAUUAAUACAGAGAACAUGCCGAGGCUCACAAUUUUGUCAGACAGGCAGAAGGGCAUUGUGGAUGGAGUGGAGGCAAAUUUUCCUACUGCUUUUCAUGGAUUUUGCAUGAGGCACUUGAGUGAUAGCUUCCGUAAGGAGUUUAAUAACACAAUGCUUGUCAAUCUCUUAUGGGAAGCUGCUCAUGCUCUAACAGUAAUUGAAUUUGAAGCAAAAAUCUUAGAGAUUGAAGAGAUAUCACAAGAUGCUGCAUAUUGGAUUAGACGAAUUCCACCUCGGUUGUGGGCUACAGCUUAUUUUGAAGGGACAAGAUUUGGACAUUUGACAGCUAACAUAGUUGAAUCAUUAAAUACUUGGAUUCUUGAAGCCUCUGGGCUUCCAAUAAUUCAAAUGAUGGAAUGUAUUCGGAGGCAGCUAAUGACUUGGUUUAAUGAACGCCGUGAAACAAGUAUGCAGUGGACAUCGAUACUUGUUCCUUCUGCUGAGAGGCGUGUUGCAGAGGCUCUUGAUCGUGCACGCACUUAUCAGGUGCUUCGUGCUAAUGAAGCUGAAUUCGAAGUUAUAUCUCAUGAAGGAACAAAUAUUGUGGAUAUUCGGAACCGUUGCUGCCUCUGUCGGGGCUGGCAGUUGUAUGGGUUGCCCUGUGCACACGCUGUGGCAGCACUUCUCUCUUGCAGGCAGAAUGUCCAUCGAUUUACUGAGAGCUGUUUCACUGUUGCAACCUAUAGGAAGACAUACUCACAAACUAUUCAUCCAAUUCCGGAUAAAACUCUAUGGAAGGAAUUAUCUGAGGGGGAUCCAAAUGUAAGCAAAGCUGUUGAGAUAAUUAUUAAUCCACCCAAAUCUCUUCGUCCCCCUGGACGUCCAAGAAAGAAGAGAGUUCGAGCAGAAGACCGUGGCCGUGUGAAGCGAGUAGUGCACUGUAGCCGUUGCAAUCAGACAGGUCAUUUUAGAACAACAUGUGCAGCACCCAUCUAGGUCUUCACUGCUUUCAAAUUUGGGCAUUCCCCUUUCAUGUGCAAAGAAAGUAUUUCUCAAUAUUCUCUGUUAUUCUUAUUAGUUAGAUGUGCGAGGUAAUGCUGUAUUUUAUUUUUCGUAGACAUUAAGUGCACCAUUAGCUAUUAUAAAUGAAGAUUCACCUCAAUAAUACUAUUUCAUGGAGGAUUAUGAUCA
Messenger RNA from Malania oleifera, 3171 nucleotides. RefSeq lists its product as uncharacterized. Gene Ontology annotation, molecular function: zinc ion binding. NCBI's taxonomy places the organism in Eukaryota, Viridiplantae, Streptophyta, Magnoliopsida, Santalales, Ximeniaceae. The transcript has 3 exons. The record is from RefSeq and is a predicted model, not a curated record. The coding region runs from base 721 to 2976 and encodes 751 amino acids.